AUGGCGCGCGUCUACGCUGAUGUGAACGAGCAUAUGCCUCGUUCUUACUGGGACUAUGACAGCGUGAACAUUUCUUGGGGUGUUCUGGAGAACUACGAAGUCGUGCGCAAGAUUGGCCGCGGAAAGUACUCGGAAGUCUUCGAGGGCAUCAACGUCGUGAACUACCAGAAGUGUGUCAUCAAGGUCCUCAAACCGGUCAAGAAGAAGAAGAUUAAGCGUGAGAUCAAAAUUCUUCAGAAUCUCGCCGGUGGCCCAAAUGUCGUUGCCUUGUUGGAUGUGGUCCGGGAUAGCCAAAGCAAGACCCCCAGUCUGGUCUUUGAGAAUGUGAACAACACCGACUUCAGGACGCUGUAUCCCCGCUUCACCGACUAUGAUGUUCGUUUCUACGUGUACGAACUUCUGAAGGCUCUGGACUUUUGCCACAGUAAGGGUAUCAUGCAUCGCGACGUGAAGCCCCACAAUGUCAUGAUCGACCAUGAAAAGCGCAAGCUCCGGCUGAUUGAUUGGGGUCUUGCCGAAUUCUACCACAAGGGCACUGAAUACAACGUGCGCGUUGCGUCAAGAUAUUUCAAGGGCCCGGAGCUGCUCGUUGAUUUCCAAGAGUACGACUACUCGCUAGACAUGUGGUCUCUUGGCGCCAUGUUCGCUUCCAUGAUUUUCCGCAAGGAACCUUUCUUCCAUGGAAACAGCAACUCCGAUCAGCUCGUCAAGAUCGCCAAGGUGCUUGGAACGGAGGAACUCUUCGAGUACCUGGACAAGUACGAAAUUGAGCUGGACCCUCAGUACGACGAGAUUCUCUCCCGUUUCCCCCGGAAACCUUGGCAUUCGUUCGUCAAUCCCGACAACCAGCGCUUCGUCAGUGAUGAAGCUAUUGAUUUCCUGGACAAGCUGCUCCGUUACGAUCACGCGGAGCGACUCACUGCCCAGGAGGCGAUGGCUCAUCCUUACUUUGACCCUGUCCGGCCGUCCGACCAAAGUCGGAACAACACGGCUGCUUAG
Messenger RNA from Aspergillus terreus NIH2624, 999 nucleotides. Its product is annotated as casein kinase II subunit alpha/alpha'. Gene Ontology annotation, biological process: protein phosphorylation; DNA damage response; regulation of transcription by RNA polymerase III. Lineage: Eukaryota; Fungi; Ascomycota; Eurotiomycetes; Eurotiales; Aspergillaceae. Gene Ontology annotation, molecular function: ATP binding; protein serine/threonine kinase activity. Gene Ontology annotation, cellular component: protein kinase CK2 complex; nucleus; cytosol. The coding region runs from base 1 to 999 and encodes 332 amino acids. The record is from RefSeq and is a predicted model, not a curated record. The transcript is spliced from 4 exons.